AACGGUCAAAUCCCUUCGACUUCUCCAGCGAGAAAGAGAGAGUGAGAGAAAAAAAAAAGGAGACACGAGAUAGACUGAUGUACGAAGCUCAAGAGACCGGGUCAUUCUGUUGGUUAUUGUUGAGCAGUGAAGUUCGCGGUAAAAAAAAAUCUAAAAUGGAUUCUCUUCGAAGGGCGAGAAGGAGUACGAGCACCGUGCAGGAUAACGAAGCUGGCUUAGUUCACGACAAUGGCGCAGCUUUUUCCGAAACCGCUCGAGUCACGAAGAAGAAAACAUCUAAGCUACAACAAAUGACUAAACAGUUAGAUGAUGAAAAGAUGACUAAUGAGACUCUGAGAUACGAACUUAAAAAAGCGCGGGAGACUAUAAUGUCUUUGCAAACCCGUCUGACGAAGCCCUCGCAAACUUCAUCAGAUAUCGGUAGCGACGAUUUCAAUCAUGAGCUUGGUCCAUCUAGUACACGUAGACCAACGGAAGGUGUCAUAGUCGAAACAGCACAGCGAUCUAAUGUUGGAGCUUCUAUUGAUGAAUCACGUUUCUUGGCAUCAAUGAAUCAAAUGUCAAUAGCAUCAAUAAACAUUCCAGAGUGCAAACCGGCUAAAGACAACGAGGAAAUAACCCGUCAACACUUCGAACAGUGGAAAGAACUCCUUCAAGAUGCUCUUAAGCUGGCUGGAGUGAUUGACGAGAGCACACAAUUUACAAUUUUUAAGUUAAAGGCGGGACAUCGUUUGCUGGAAAUAUUCCGCAACACGAAAUCAGCCAAAAACGAUCCUAAUCUAGAAAUAUGUCCUUUUUCAAAUGCUUUAAGCCGACUAAAUGCAUAUUUUAAUUCCGAUUCCGACAUCAUGCUUCAACGAAGAAGAAUGACAAUGAUGGAACAAGAACCUGGUGAAUCCGAUUUAAAUUUUAUACAUCGCGUUGGCACAACUGCAAGAAUGUGCGAUUUCGGAGAAGGAAAAGAGUUUUCCGAAAUCGUCAGUACAGUGGCAGCACAUGCACGAAACAAAGAGGUUCGAGUAACAGCCCUAGAAAUGCUAGGUAGCGAGGGAAAAUUUACCGACCUUGUUGAUAAGGUGCGAUAGAUUGAGACAAUUAGA
Molecule: messenger RNA, 1100 nt
Organism: Uranotaenia lowii
Lineage: Eukaryota; Metazoa; Arthropoda; Insecta; Diptera; Culicidae
Exons: 2
Coding region: 78-1085 (335 amino acids)
Source: RefSeq, a predicted model, not a curated record